Messenger RNA from Aureobasidium pullulans EXF-150, 1056 nucleotides. RefSeq names its product fructose-1,6-bisphosphatase. Gene Ontology annotation, cellular component: cytosol; cytoplasm. The transcript has 3 exons. Gene Ontology annotation, biological process: gluconeogenesis; sucrose biosynthetic process; fructose 6-phosphate metabolic process. Lineage: Eukaryota; Fungi; Ascomycota; Dothideomycetes; Dothideales; Saccotheciaceae. Gene Ontology annotation, molecular function: fructose 1,6-bisphosphate 1-phosphatase activity. Bases 1 to 1056 code for a protein of 351 amino acids. The record is from RefSeq and is a predicted model, not a curated record.
AUGUCCUCCAACAACGAGUCUCACACCGGCCCUGGUGGCUCGGAAGCCAUCAACACCGAAAUCAUCACUCUCACCAGAUUCCUUACCGAGGAGCAGACGAAACACAAGGAAGCCACUGGUGACUUUACUCUCCUCUGCCACUCCCUGCAAUUCGCAUUCAAGUCAAUUGCCUACUACAUCCGCCGUGCCUCAUUGAUCAACCUUUCCGGUCUUGCUGGCUCAGCAAACUCGACCGGUGACGACCAGAAGAAGCUCGAUGUCAUUGGCAACGACAUUUUCAUUUCCGCCAUGAGAUCAUCAGGUCGCGUGCGCAUCCUGGUGUCGGAGGAAGAGGAUGAACCAAUCGUCUUUGACGAGCACCCCAACGCCCGCUACGCCGUCGCUUGCGACCCCAUCGACGGUUCUUCCAACUUGGAUGCCGGUGUCUCGGUCGGAACCAUUUUCGGUAUCUACAAGCUCGCUGAGGGUGCUAAGGGCACCAAGGAGGACCUCCUCCGUCCCGGUACCGACAUGGUUGCUGCUGGCUUCACCAUGUACGGUGCCUCCGCACAGCUUGUCAUGACCAUGAAGGACGGCCCCGUCAACGGUUUCACCAUGGAUAGUGCUCUUGGUGAAUUCAUCCUGACCCACCCCAACAUGAAGAUGCCCCGCAAGCGUGGUAUCUACUCGGUCAACGAGGGUAACUCAUUGUGGUGGGAGGACCCCGUCAAGGAGUGGUGCGCUUCUAUGAAGCAGCCCGAGAAGGAGGGCGGCAAGCCUUACAGCGCGAGAUACAUUGGUAGCAUGGUUGCCGAUGCCUACAGAACUCUGCUGUACGGUGGUAUCUUUGCCUACCCUUCGGACAAGAAGUCGCCCAAGGGCAAGCUCCGUAUCCUGUACGAGUGUGCUCCUAUGGCCAUGGUCUUCGAGCAAGCCGGCGGUCAAGCAGUCAACAGCAAGAUGGACCGCAUGAUCGAAAUCGUCCCCGAAUCCAUCCACGACAAGUCUGGUAUCUUCAUGGGCUCAUACGAUGAGGUGCAAAAGGUCAUCGACAUCCACAACAAGUACAAGAAAUAA